Mycena citricolor is the source of this 407-nucleotide messenger RNA. Lineage: Eukaryota; Fungi; Basidiomycota; Agaricomycetes; Agaricales; Mycenaceae. The record is from the annotation of a GenBank genome assembly.
CUUCAACCAACCUGUUGUCGAUCGCUACUUCGAUGUCCUUGCAGGCACACUGGACGAGCAUGAAAUUCCAGUCGAGAAUAUCUAUAACAUGGAUGAGAAGGGCUGCCAACGAGGCGGUGGGAAGAAGUCGGCCCGGGUCAAAUACUUCUAUUCCCGUCGACAGCGUGCAAAAUAUCGCCACCGAAGCGCAAAUCUCGAGCUCAUCACCAUUCUAGAAGCUGUGUGCGCUGAUGGAUCAACACUGAAACCUGGUUUUGUUUUUCCUGGGGUCGAGCACUGUCCUGAAUGGUUCAACGAGAAUCAAAAUAUACACGUUUCGAUGUCACCUAAUGGAUGGACAGAUAAUGAGAUCUUCAUUGAAUGGCUGCGGGACUGUUUCAUACCACAAGCCAAAGAUCAUGCAAAAG